Corvus hawaiiensis (hawaiian crow) is the source of this 3657-nucleotide messenger RNA. RefSeq names its product stum, mechanosensory transduction mediator homolog (gene STUM). Bases 60 to 473 code for a protein of 137 amino acids. The record is from RefSeq and is a predicted model, not a curated record. NCBI's taxonomy places the organism in Eukaryota, Metazoa, Chordata, Aves, Passeriformes, Corvidae. The transcript is spliced from 5 exons.
GGCGGGAGCGCGCUCGGCGGCGGGAGCUGCGGUCCCGCCGGGGCACGGCCGCGCCGGCCAUGGAGCCCUCGCCCAAAGACGGCGAGAGCGCGGCGGCCGCGGAGCCCAGCCGGGGCGGCACGGCCCCUUCCAGCGGGGUGGUGGUGCAGGUCCGGGAGAAGAAGGGCCCUCUGCGCGCCGCCAUCCCCUACAUGCCGUUCCCCGUGGCUGUCAUCUGCCUCUUCCUCAACACCUUCGUGCCGGGGCUGGGAACGUUCGUGUCGGCGUUCACGGUGCUGUGUGGGGCCCGCACUGACCUCCCUGACCGGCACAUGUGCUGUGUCUUCUGGCUGAACAUCGCUGCUGCCCUCAUCCAGAUCCUGACGGCCAUCGUCAUGGUCGGCUGGAUCAUGAGCAUAUUUUGGGGCAUGGACAUGGUCAUUCUUGCAAUCUCACAAGGCUACAAGGAACAGGGGAUCCCACAGCAGCUGUAGUGGCUGGGACAAGUAUGGUCAGAGAAACACGGCGAGAGAUUUCCUUUGGCAGCCGUGGGCCACGGACCUUUUCAUUACCCUUUGUCUCUCUUCUUCUCCCUUUUGUUUUGUUUCCCUGUGUCUGCCCGCUUCACCUGCCCGUCCAGCGGAGCGGAGAUGCCGAGCAGCCGGCGCAGACUUGCACUGACGGCCCCGAGCAGCGGAGAUGAGGCAAGCAUGGCUUGGCUUAGGAGUGGUCCCGGCCAGCACGCGGUGGGCGGCCGACGAGGAGGACGAGGGUGCCCGGACAAGGAAACACCCUUGGCGAAGGUGGCACCUGGGCAGGCAGCUGAACCAGGGGAGUGGGAGAUGCUGCUUUCUCUCUCCUCCCGGGGGAGGUCGCUGUGAAGACGUUUUGCCUCCUUUUUAUGCUCGCUGUUAAAGGACGCUGGCUGCGAACAUCAAAUGCCAAGGAGCUAUUCAUAGAUAUAUGUACAGGCUGUCAAAGCAAACCAGUGGUACUUUUUUCCCACCCCGAGAUUCCAUCCUUGACUGCUUUGCAGUAGUGGAGGGUCCAACCCAGCUGUCUGUGUAUAUAUGACGCUCACUGAAGCUCUGUCCCCACAGAUGUCUUGAGAAAAGUGCUUGCUGUAAAUCGUAUUGUACCGCUGAAGUGACUGGGGCCACGCCCUGCUUCCAUCCGCUGCCACCAUGCAAAGACCAGAGCUCCCACCAGCCCAGGGGACACAUGCCUAGCACAGGACUGGUGUCCUGCAGCACUUCGCCUCUAGGGCAGCGAGUACAGCCUUGUGCUGCCAAAAGCCUCUCGUGUAAAACAGUACUGGGGGAGCCAAAGAACGAGACUUUUCCUGCCCCGAAAGGGACUUGCUGGCAGCGUCUCUGUGCUUUGGAAAUGGAUCCCCUUAGAGCGCGCCGAGUGCUCCUGGCUGAAGCUUCCCCAGGGUAAAAUUAACCACCCAGCGCUUUCACACCUCUUUCCGAAGUAUUGCAGAGGGGACAACACCUCCACCUCCACCGGGCCUGGAUAAAUCCCCUCCCUCGUGUGGGAGCUGUGCUGUGACUGCUGCUGCCACCCAGCCCUGCCUCCUCGCCAGCACAGCCAGAGGUCGCAGCCCCGAGCCCUCCAGCUGGUCCAAAGUGCAUGGCACCCAGCUAUCCCAGCACCAUCAGCUGCUUUAUAAAUGUAGAUGUUUGACACGCGAGUUCUACAGCUAAAGAGUGAUAGUGGGUAACGAGGAAUAAACGCAGUUGCUUCACCCCCGUCUGCCAGCAACACGGAAUUUUCUGCUGCUCCUUUCUGAUUGUGAAAACCAGGCUUCUCCAAAACAAAACAAAACAAAACAAAACAAAAACCAAACCAAAAAAAAAGGGCUUUAAUGAAAUAGUUUCUUGGUACUUGAACCCAACCGGGCUGAACAACUGAUUUACUACUCAUUGGAAAGUAAUUCCAGGUAGGAACCAACCCAAAUGUGUAGCCAGUCAAAAACCAGCUUCAUUCUGGGUCAGCCCAACCAUUGCAAGGCAGGGCACAGUAACAUUUCUCCCAAGUUCAUUGGUGUUGCCAAAUCUGUAUUUACCACGGAAAAGGUGCUUUGGCAGGUGAGCCCCACCCUCCCAGCCUUUUGCCUGGUUGGCCAUACUUGCUGCAGGGCCUUGGCAUCACUCUGAAAUCUGUCAAAUGACACCCAGGACAAAAAGCCUUAUUUCUGCCUGUUGUGGUGAUUUGCUUAAUUGAUUUUAAUUAGAAGCAGCCGUGGCAAUCGCAGCCAGGAAGGUCAGCGGGGCUCUGUGCUGGGAGCAGCUCCGGCACAGGCAGCCUGGGGUCAGGAGUGUUAGUCUGUGACUCCAUCUGUGCCACACCCCGUGCUUCCCAAGACACAAAGCUGCAUGUUCCUGCCCACGUGCACUGACUGUCACACAUUUUAAUGAAGACCUUUCAGUUCUGCUGGAAAUCGUCCCUUAAGUCUUGCUGUGAGUAUUGUGCUGAGCUCUGUGGAUGGGAAGCUGGAGAGUCACAGUCCCAGUAUUCUCCAGGGUUUUAUUCCACCCUAGCCUUGCCUCCUGCUCGUUCUGGGCUGACCCUGCAGUUCACACACAUGCAUACACUCCAGCCAGGGUGCAUUUUCUUGCUACCCAGCCCAAACUGCAUCCACCACAAGACACCACUGAGAGUUCCUUGACAUCUCAAGCCCAGGUACAAGGGGACCCAUAAGCCUGGCUGGAUCUGACAUUCCUCCCAGUUAAAAGCAAUGUCUUCUCCCACACGCUUGCUAACCUUGGUGUGGCAACACAGCCCUGUAUUUUAUAGCUGACUUUGCUUCAUGCUCACACACACACGAUGCACUUUGAAGCAGUGCUGCAAUUUAAUUCCCAAACUGGCACUCAGCAUUCCCACCCCCCUGUGGGAGCAGCAUGCUGCAAAACCCCAGCUCACAGUGGCACCAACUGAACCAGGGUUAAUUACAGUGAAUCCCAUCAGAGCUCAUGCCACCCACAAGCCAUCCUUCCUCCUCUUGUCAUCUGUAUAAAUAACCAAGCCAGGCUAAAAGCCAAGUCCUGCUUCUCUUGCACCCACCCACUGGCCAGAGGGAAGCAACAAUGCCCUGUCCCCACUGCUGGAAUGGUGCAGUGGGAAGUGAAGGCUUCAUUCAGGCUCUAAGAAUGGCAAGGCCAGAGUAGCUCAAUUCAUCUUCCAGCUCUAAGAACGCUUUCAACAGGCAGGUGAAAGGGAAUGGCACAUUUUGGCUUGGGACCAAAACAGGGGCUCACCUCUACCAGCCCUGCCUGGAGGUGAUGGCAGUGCUCUCCCAAACACCCAGCAAGUGAUCCCACCCUGACCCACACCCCUCCUUCACCCACCACACACAGACAGAGGCGCUGCUCCCGAGGCUGGGAGGGGGAUCGCUGGCUCAAGUCUGUGUUCUCCUUGGUUUUGGCCAUGUAUGGGUACAUCAGAUUUUUCCACCCUAGGAAGGAGGGAGCAGGGGCCUGCCCACCUGUGCCAUUUGCACCUUGCUGGUGAGCCCACCUUUCAUUUUCAUACUGGAGCCCAAACUGAGGGGUUGCAGAGGACCAUUUGUACGCCUAUUUAUAUCACUGAGUAUUGGAUUGUGACUUCUUGUGUUUUGAUACUGUGGAUAUUUUUUUUUAAAGUUAAAUAUAUUCUAUUGCUGGACAGCUGGAA